Cuscuta campestris is the source of this 762-nucleotide messenger RNA. Lineage: Eukaryota; Viridiplantae; Streptophyta; Magnoliopsida; Solanales; Convolvulaceae. The record is from the annotation of a GenBank genome assembly.
GUUAAAAAAAUUAAAUAAAAUACCUUAAAGAAGCACGACGGCGAGGUUGGGAGUUGACGACGAAGAGGCGGGGCAGCAGGGCACGAGGCGGCGGCAACCACGGCGAUGGCGAGGGUGAGGUGGAUGAGGGAGAAGUGGAGUAGGGCAUGAGGCGGAACAGGCAUGGAAACGGCGAGGCUGGGGAGUUGACGACAGUAAGGCAACGGAAAUGGUACCGGGCACACGGCAACGACGAGGCUGGAGCAAGGCACGAGGCGGAAAGGGAACGGCGACGGCGAGGCGGCAGUGGCACGACGACGGCGAGGCAAGACGAUGCAACGACGAUGGCAAGGGUGAGAAGACAAUGUCGAGGAGCACGAGCCCGACGAAGACAAAGAUCGGAAAGGGUUUGGUCGUGGAUAGUCCAAAGCUUCAUGGCCUUGGACCAAAUAAUAUGUGUCACGUGCAUGAUGGCGUGGAUGAUCUUGAGAUCCUCUCCAAACAUGGUCGUGUGGCUGCUAUCCCGGGGCUUGAGGAUCUUGGUGAUGAUGUAAAGGAGCAGGCCUUCACGCCGGAGGUUUGAGUAAAAGACAGGUUUGUUGCUUUUUUGGGACAUAGAGAUGAAGGGCCAUAACCCAGACUGAUGGAGCUUAGCGUUGAUACGAAUAUCGUAUCGGAUAGGGAAGAACUUCGAGCAUUCUUCAAGCUCCAAGAAGAAAGGUGAGAAAGUUGGGAAACUUCGAGCGUUUCCGGGCUCCAAGAGAAUAGAGGAGAUUAGGAUUU